Messenger RNA from Daucus carota subsp. sativus, 1149 nucleotides. Its product is annotated as protein ROH1A. Lineage: Eukaryota; Viridiplantae; Streptophyta; Magnoliopsida; Apiales; Apiaceae. The record is from RefSeq and is a predicted model, not a curated record. Bases 1 to 1149 code for a protein of 382 amino acids. The transcript has a single exon.
AUGCCGGCGACAUUUCAUCAAGGCUCGUUCUUAAACCGUAUUAGCAUGCGACGCAACCAAGUUGUCUCCAUGACUGAUAAUAAUAUUAAAAUACCCGAGUUUGAUCGUUUUCAAAACAUUGUUGCCGAAAAUUUCGCGGGGAUUGUUCCCGGAGAGGAUGGAGACGACGCCGUUUUGUCGGUGGCUUGGUUUAGGAAGCUUCUUGAUGUGUUUUUGAGGUGUGAGAGGGAGUUUAAGGAUGUUGUGUUAUUGAGCCGUGACCCGGUUGAGUUGGGCAAAGCUCCGAUGGAUCGGGUUUUGGGCGAGUAUUUGGAUCGGGUUGUGAAGGCGUUGGAUAUUUGUAACGCCGUUACUCACGCGGUUGAUUUGGUGCGGCAUUGGCAGCAGCUUGCGGAGAUUGGCGUGGAGGCGUUAAAGCAAGGGCCAAUAGGAGGUGGACAAGUCAGACGUGCUAAGAAGGCGUUAAAUUCGUUGCUGACGUCGAUGAGCUUUGAUGACAAGGAGGAUUUUAGUGCCAAGUCAGCAGAUCGGACUUGGUCAUUUGGCCGCCGUGCGACGGCGGAAACAGCGGUGGUUCGGGCGAGGAACCGGUCAAGCUUCCGGUCGUUGUCGUUCCCGUUUGCUAAUUCAUGGUCCUCCGCUAAGCAAGUUCAAUUGAUGUCUGCGAAUCUGGUUGUGCCACGUGGAAGUGAUGCGGGGGGUUUGGGUUUGCCGGUUUAUGUAAUGAGUAUGGUAAUGACUUUUACUAUGUGGGCUUUGGUGGCUGCGUUUCCUUGCCAGGACAGGAUUGGAUUGCCGGCCCAAUUAUCUAUUGGAAAGCAAAUGGUUUGGGCCGAGCCCAUUUUGAUGAUGCAUGAGAAGAUUGGAGAUGAAAUGAAGAAAAAGGACAAGAAAAUGAUGAAUUGUGGUUUGUUGGAGGAGAGCCUGGGAUUGUCAAAGCUUGCAGUUUUUCUAGUUGAGUAUGAUUUUUCGACAGUUGCGGAGGAUCAGAUGGCAGCGAAUAUAGCUGAGUUGGCAGAGAUAUGUAGGAAGAUGGACAAGGGAUUAGGGACAUUAGAACAGGAAUUAAGAGAAGUGUUUCAUAAAUUAGCAAAGAGCAGGAUUGAAGUUCUUAAUCAUAUUGAUCAAAUUUGUAAUCUAUCAACCUAG